Messenger RNA from Arvicanthis niloticus (Nile rat), 4344 nucleotides. NCBI's taxonomy places the organism in Eukaryota, Metazoa, Chordata, Mammalia, Rodentia, Muridae. The record is from RefSeq and is a predicted model, not a curated record.
ACUUCCGGUUCUAGCGAACGUUUAUUCCGUGACCAGGGGAAACGGUAGCCAAGACAAUGCGGUUUUUACCCUUUUCCCGUCUGGGACGCGGGUCACGUUACGAGCCCUUUCAGCGCUACGUUCGCCGUCACCUUUCUUUGCGGCGUUUCUUUUCGCGAGAGAAAUAUGUGAGGGGUUGAAUAUCCGGAGUGCGUCUGGAUGGUGAUUGCUUAACCGUGGCAUCCCUUCCACACGAGACACUUUUAAAGAAGUGAUUUAGAUGAAGCUGACUGAUGGCUUAUAGCAAACAUAGUUAAGAGAAGAUCCUGGCGACUGGGCCAGGAUGGGACUUCCUUUCUUCUAAGUGAGACGUCAUCCUGGAGCUGAGUGAAAUGAUCGAGGAGUCAAGCGAGACUGGUCAAAGACACAACAGUCAACCCAUUUUAAAACGUCAGAAACCUAUCAGACCUUACAUCUGUUCCACUCUAGAUUUUCAAGAAGAGAGAGACUUUUUGGCCAAAAACAUCUUCCCUCAGCUUAAUGACUUCUGUGGCCCCCGGGGCACCUACUUCAAAGCUGUGGACCUGAGAUGGUCAUCCGUGAAGGCCCAUAGAUCCUUCACCAACAACCAGUUUCGACAGUACUCCUGUCUACACUCUCAGCAUCUGAAACUCUGCCUGGACUACGUGAACAGGUGCUUCCCGUUCUUCAUCUGCCUACUGGGGCAGACCUAUGGAGAUUUCCUCCCUGACUACACACCCUUUAUGUUAUCCAAAGUAAAGGACUUCGAAAGUUUAUCCAAGGGAGAGCAGAAUCUAUACGUUGCUGCCAAAAAUGGUUAUCCCUGGGUCCUGAAGACUCCCAACUGCAGCCUGACAGAGUUCGAGAUCAUCCAAGCAGCAUUUCGGAAGAAAUCUCAGUUUCAAUUUUUCUACUUCCGGACAACAAGCUCACUGCUGCAGACUUUCGGGGAGGAAGAAGAGGAGGAAGAAGAGAAGCUGUCCUCAGCUUAUCUGGUGAACAAACAGGGGAAAAUGAAAGUUGGGAAGCUCAAGGCUAAGAUCAUUGGGAAAGGGCUUCCCGUCAGAUUCUACAGAGACCUGGAGGAACUGGGUGAUAUGGUUUUCAAGGACUGGUCAGCUGUUGUGGAAAAGCUGUAUCCAUUCACAAUGAUCAUGGAAAAUAUAGACUACAAACACAGUUUUGAGAAUUUGUAUCAUGAAGAAUUUGCUGAGAACUGCAAGCAAGAUUUUGUUAUUUCCAAGGAGUCAAACAGAACCUUUGAAAUAUUGGAAAGAUUUGCUAUCAAAGAUCUCGAACUUGACUCUGACAGUACUCUAGCAGGUUCGGGGUUAGACUCCAUCCUCAGAAUUAAUUCCCUUCCGACUUGUAAGUCCAUUUUGCUCUUGUCUGGGGAACGCGGCUGUGGGAAGUCCACUCUGAUUGCCAACUGGGUCAACGAUUUCAAAAGCAGACACCCCGGAGUGCUGAUGAUCCCAUACUUUGUAGGAAGUACGUGUGAGAGCUGUGACAUCAUGUCCGUGAUCCACUACUUCAUCAUGGAACUUCAGCACAGAGCCAACGGUCCCCAGCUUGAAAUGGAUUUCCUUAAUGAAGACUCCAAUGUCUUGGUCUUUUCACUUCUCAUAGAAGUGUUCAUGGCCGCCAUCAGCUUAAAGCCAUGCAUCCUCGUACUGGAUGGGAUCGAGGAGCUGAUCGGCAUUUAUGGGAUUUCAGGUCAGAAGGCUAAAGAUUUCUCCUGGCUGCCGCGCUCGCUGCCUCCGCACUGUAAGUUCAUUCUGAGCAGCGUCUCCUCCAGUCUGUCCUGCAAGUCGCUGUGUGCCCGCCCUGACGUGAAGACCGUGGAACUCAACAGCAUGGGGGACGAAGACACAAAGUUCAGCAUCUUCAGGCAUCACCUUUCCGCUGCUGACCAAGAACGCUUUGGGCAGAGCAAGCCUGUUUUGAGGAAGAAACCAAACCUGAACCCUCUGAAGCUAACGAUCAUCGCCAGGGAGCUGCAGGAAUGCAGAAUCUACCGCAACGAGUUCCAGUGUCUGCGGGAGUACUUGGAGGUUGCCUCUGUGCAGGAGCUCUGGGAGUUGAUUCUGAAGCGCUGGGUUGAAGAUUAUAGUUGGACUUUGAAGCAUAAAGAGACAACAGUAGACACCGUGAUUUCAGGGCCUAGUGGCUGGGUGGUGGACGUGCUCUGCUUGCUCUGCAUCUCCCAUUGCGGGCUAGCUGAGGAUGAACUGCUCCAGCUUUUGGACAUGAUGGGCUACAGGGACCACCAAAAAGUGACGGCGGUGCACUGGGCAGCCUUCCGCAAUGCCACCAAAACCUGGAUCCAGGAGAAGCCCAAUGGUCUCCUUUACUUCCAGCACCAGUCCCUACGGAACGCGGUGGAGCACAAGCUGCUGGGUGUAACCACUCCGGUGAGAGAGAGCAAUCCAAAUGUGGCCCAGAACACCAUGAAUCACAAGAAGGCACAUUUCCACCAGGUCCUGAUGAGGUACUUCCAGCGGCAAACCAUUUUCUGGAGAGUGUAUCAGGAACUGCCGUGGCACAUGAAGAUGAGCGGGUAUUGGGAAGGUCUAUGUGGCUUCAUCACGAGCCCCAGCAUCACAGAUUUCAUAUCAAAAAUCCAAAACCCGAGUCUGUGGACCAGGCUGCAUCUUGUGCACUAUUGGAGUGUGCUGCUGGAAGCUGGCAGUGACGUGUCUGAGGCUUUUCUGCUCUCUGUUGCCAAGAUAGAAGCGGAACACUCCCAGAAAGUCAAGAAGCGAGCCACACUCUCAGUGCUGGAAUGCAGCCUGUCCGAGAUCACUGCUGCUGAUAAAGGCAGAAUGAUCCUCUUUAUUGGAAGUUUCCUGAAGCUUAUGGGCAAGAUCAAUGAAGCAGAAAAGCUGUUCUUGAGUGUGGAGGACAUGCUACUUCAGAGCCCCUCCAUGACAGAACUGCUCCUCAAAGCUCAGAACGCCAUCGGAGAGUUAUAUCUUGAGAUCGGGAUGACCCAGAAAGGACUCACGUAUUUUCAGAAAGCUUGGUCAAAUCUGCUGCGGUUUACACUCAGCGACCUAAAAAUCAGCCAGGAGUUGAUGAAGCAGAAAGUCAAAGUGAUGAAUAACCUGGCAAAAUCAGCGUCUGAGGAAUUCUUAAAAGAAAAUCAUGUUCUGGAAUAUGCCACUGAAAUCUCUAAGUAUGUGACUGAUAAUCCCCGUGAUCAAGCUACCAUGAGAUAUACUGAAGGUGUUCUCAUGUUGGCUUCUGGAAACGCGGCCCUUGCAAAACUCAAGUUUCAGGAGUGUUUAAAUAUCAGAAGACGGCUAUUUGGCAAUAAAAACAUACUAGUUGGAGAAAUUAUGGAAUUCUUAGCAGAUUUGCUAUUUUUUCUACUAGGAGAAAAUGAAAAAUCUCAAAGGAAGCAAGCAAUUGAAUAUUACAAACAAGUAAUAAAAAUCAAGGAGAAGGCAGAUACUGUGGCCACCUGCAAGCUUGUCAGGAAGCAUCUGAACAUAAGUCUCAGUGAUACCUUAUGUAAACUAGCAGGCCAGCUGUUGUCAGGUGACUUCUGCCAUCAUGCCACAAUGGAGGCAGUCAGCUAUUUGUAUAGGUCACUUGAUUUAAGGGCAGCUCACCUGGGGCCAUCCCAUGCUUCUAUUGAGGGAAUACUACACCUUCUAAGGGAAAUCCAGAGGUCCCGAGGCAGGAGGUCUUGGCCUCAAGGCAUGAACCAGCUAUACCCUGAAGGUUCUAGAUAUGGCUUUUCAUUAUGGGAGAAUUUGCCUAAAUUAAACUUCAACAGCGCUCAGAAUUCUGACACAGUGAACACUGCAAUGUGCAUGAAUAUACGUAGGUUUCAGAGAGCUAAAAGCACAGAGAGUGCUCUGGUUUUAGAUAAACCAAAAUACGCUCCCGGCAGAGGGAAGAAGACCUUGGCUCCAAUUCUGAGCAUGUCUGCUGAGGAAAAGUUCCAACAGAAGGCUCCAAAUUCACAAUUACGGAAUAGUCUAAGAAAGCAACCUCCAAGGAAAAGGGCAGUCUGUCCCCUUAAGACACACUCUCUUAUUGACAAAAACGGCUUGGUGAGACUCUCAAGGCAGAGGGUUUCUUCUGCUGAUUUGGGGAAUGGAAAUGGCCUAAUCACUUCCAUUUACCGUCAACCCCUGCGGGCAUCUCUUAGUGCAGAUAAUCCCUGGAAGUCCAUAUCGGAACUCAUCUCAGAAAAAUGGCUCUUCCACACUCCGGAGUACUGCUUCACUCCUCAGAAGCCGGUCAUCCCAAGAAGAUAUCAAAUUGAAACAAAAUUGCUGAAGACCUCAGAUGACCCGGAUAAGGAAUAAAAAUAAUGUUGGGCUGUUUUGU